CCCAGGGAGCUGCGCGGCUGGUCCCGGCGCGGUUUCACCUUCCCGCGGGCGGCUCAAGUUCCCGGAUCCGCUUACGCCCGGCUCGGCUGUCGCCGGCCCGGGGCGGGAGGCGCAGGACGCGGCGAACCCCGCGCGCCAUGGACAGCGCUGCGCCCCGCGAGCCCGGGGCCACCGAGCCCCCCGCCCGCGCGCGCCCGCGCCUGGUGUUCCGCACGCAGCUGGCGCACGGCAGCCCCACGGGCAGGAUCGAGGGCUUCACCAACGUCCGCGAGCUCUAUGCCAAGAUCGCCGAGGCCUUCGGCAUUGCGCCCACCGAGAUCCUGUUCUGUACCCUCAAUAGUCACAAAGUGGACAUGCAGAAGUUGCUUGGGGGGCAGAUCGGACUGGAAGACUUCAUCUUUGCACACGUGCGUGGAGAGACCAAAGAGGUGGAGGUCACCAAAACAGAGGAUGCUCUAGGACUGACCAUCACGGACAAUGGGGCCGGAUACGCCUUCAUCAAGGUGCCUAGAAUCAAGGAAGGCAGCAUCAUCAACAGGAUCGAGGCAGUGUGCGUGGGAGACAGCAUAGAGGCCAUCAACGACCACUCCAUUGUGGGCUGCCGGCACUACGAGGUGGCCAAAAUGCUGCGGGAGCUGCCCAAGUCCCAGCCCUUCACCCUGCGCCUGGUGCAGCCCCGAAGAGCCUUUGACAUGAUUGGCCAGAGAAACAGGAGCAGCAAGUGUCCCGUGGAAGCCAAAGUGAGCAGCGGGAGGGAGACACUGCGCCUGCGCUCUGGGGGCGCUGCUACCGUGGAGGAAGCGCCCAACGACUUGGAGGUGGCGGCGGCGCGCAGGGUGGAUGACCUGCUGGAGAGCUAUAUGGGCAUCCGGGACCCCGAGCUGGCAGCUGCAGUGGUGGAGACUGCCCGGAGCGCAGCGGGAGCCCAGGCCUUCGCACGAGGCCUGGACGCCGUUCUGGGCGAGUUCGCCUUCCCGGACGAGUUCGUAGUAGAGGUGUGGGCAGCCAUCGGCGAGGCCCAGGACGCCUGUGGCUAGCAUGUGCG
Molecule: messenger RNA, 1045 nt
Organism: Microtus oregoni (creeping vole)
Lineage: Eukaryota; Metazoa; Chordata; Mammalia; Rodentia; Cricetidae
Gene: Gipc3
Product: GIPC PDZ domain containing family member 3
Exons: 6
Coding region: 138-1037 (299 amino acids)
Molecular function (GO): protein binding
Source: RefSeq, a predicted model, not a curated record